Perkinsus marinus ATCC 50983 is the source of this 858-nucleotide messenger RNA. RefSeq lists its product as hypothetical. The transcript has a single exon. The record is from RefSeq and is a predicted model, not a curated record. Lineage: Eukaryota; Perkinsozoa; Perkinsida; Perkinsidae. The annotation marks the transcript as partial.
GACGUCGUGCUGGACUAUCGAGAGAAGGGAGCUGUGGGCACCCUACGGGAUGCAACCCUUGAUGCUGCUGAUCUAGUAGCAGACGGCUUGGAGACAGCAGCUGGAUGGAUGCGAGACAUGUUGGCUGGUAGUGCUCCUCCUCCGCCACCUCCUCGUGCUCUAACUGGAGGCUCGGCUAACAUAACUCUACCACCCAACAUGGCAAUAUGCGACCAGCAGCCUAUAACUUCAACUGGUGGCUUCUUGGAGCAGUACAGGCAGCAAAACGGUCGUCAAUUCGCGUCGGUUUUGGAACAUGGGGGUGCCGAGGAUUCCGAUGAUGAAUCGUCGUCAUCAUCGCCUAGUAGUGAAGGCCUCAGAGUACUGGGCCCUGGCAUCGAUAUAAUGGUUGAUGGACGAGGUGCUGCCACAGUUAUAUCUGUAGAUCGUACGCUUAAUCCUCCCCUCAUCGUUGUACGGUUGGCUAAGGAUGGUUCUAGAGUGGUAGUGGACGAAGAGAAGUGCCAUAUUGUGGACAGUAAAGACGAUGAUGCUAAUAUAGGACAGACUGAGGACUUACUUGAUGUUGGUGCUGAUGAUAAGACUACUGAAGGUGUUGUUGAUCUCGGUGAUGGUUUCAAGGCGAUUCCCAUAGUGGGAUCUACUCCCGUUAGUAAGGUAGUGAAGAACCCUGAUACUACUACCAGCAGUAAGGAGGGCGAUGAUAAUGAUAUGGGGGCCAGUGAAGUGAAUACUCCGGGUAAUACGGAUGUAACUACUGGUAACAACGAUCUACUUGGGUUGCAUGACACCCGUGAUGAACUAUUUCAAGACCCUGCCCUGAAUAUGUCUCUAAGAAAGGCAGAGGGUAAUAUUUAA